CUCAAUUCCCUCAUUCAUAUAUAGUUGUCUCUUUUCAUAUGCUACGACCAAAUAAACCGCAAUGUCUUUCCCCAAAGAAUAUCCCACGCUGCCUCGCGAAAGUACCUUGACCCAGCUUCCUCCCGAAUACCCCGCAGACGCUCAGGAACAGAUCGUACAGCUUCUCUCGACAUCUUCACUGAAUCGCUUAGUUGUGCUAGACGAUGACCCUACAGGCACCCAGACCUGUCACAAUAUCCCUGUGCUCACCGUCUGGGACAUCUCGACGCUGAUUAAGGAAUUCCAGCAAGAUUCCCCAGGGUUCUUUAUUCUCUCCAACUCGCGCGCUCUUCCCCCACUUGAAGCGGAGAAGCUCAUCCGCGGCAUCUGUGCAAACGUGUUGGAGGCAGCCCGAUCCACGUCUCAGACUGUCGACAUCGUCCUCCGAGGCGACAGUACAUUGCGUGGCCAUUUCCCACUAGAAGCAGACGUCGCGCAGUCCGUGUUCGGCCCCGCAGAUGCAUGGGUGCUGGCCCCCUUCUUCUUCCAGGGUGGACGGUUCACCAUCAACGACGUACACUAUUUCGCCAAGGACGCGACCUUUGGGUACAAAAGCUCGAAUCUGAGGGACUAUGUCAUGGAGAAAGCGCCUGGGCGGUUCGGCCCCGAGCAACUGCACUCGAUCACAAUCGAGGAUAUUCGAAUCGGCGGGCCCGAUGCCGUAUACGAGAAGCUCAUGAGUUUCCCCAAGGGCGGCGUCGUCAUCGUCAACGCCGCAGCGGAGUCGGACAUGCACGUUUUCGUCGCCGGCUUGCUUCUGGCCGAAAGCAAAGGAGAACACUUCCUCUACCGCACCGGCGCUGCCUUCGUCUCCUCCCGGCUAGGAAUCCGCUCCAUCCCACCCAUCACAGCCCACCAACUGGCCCUCCCCUCCCCACGGGAAACAGGCGGCCUCAUCCUCGCCGGCUCCUACGUCCCCAAGACAACCGCCCAGCUCAAGGUCCUGACCGACACCCGCGGCUCAACCGGCGCCCUCGCCAUCAUCGAAAUGGACGUCGCGGAUCUGAUCGCCUCACCCGAAAGCGCGGAGCGCGUAAUCCGCCACGUCGUCCAGCAGACAGAGACGCACCUGCAGUCCGGCACGGAUACGCUGGUCAUGACGAGUCGGAAGCUGAUAACGGGGCAGGAUGAGCUCGACUCGCUGGCUAUCGGGGCUAGAGUCGCCGAGGCGCUGGUUAAGGUUUUGCAGCAGAUCCAGGUGCGGCCGAGAUAUAUCAUUGCCAAGGGCGGGAUCACCUCUUCCGACGCUGCUACCAAGGGGCUUAAUAUCAAGCGUGCCAUGAUCGUCGGUCAGGCUGCGCCUGGUGUGCCGCUUUGGCGAUGUGAUGAGCCGACGUCCAGGCAUCAGGGUGUCCCGUUUGUUGUGUUCCCGGGAAAUGUGGGUGGGGAGUCGACGCUGUGCGAGCUGGUGGAAGCAUGGAGCUGAGGAUAGACGUCGUCUGUAUGUAUAGUUUCACAAUGAUCUGAAUGCACAUAUAUCCAAUUGAAGAGAGUCUAC
This is a messenger RNA of Aspergillus novofumigatus IBT 16806, 1537 nucleotides long. RefSeq lists its product as uncharacterized. The record is from RefSeq and is a predicted model, not a curated record. The transcript is spliced from 4 exons. The coding region runs from base 62 to 1465 and encodes 467 amino acids. NCBI's taxonomy places the organism in Eukaryota, Fungi, Ascomycota, Eurotiomycetes, Eurotiales, Aspergillaceae.